Messenger RNA from Strigops habroptila (Kakapo), 4668 nucleotides. RefSeq names its product ER membrane protein complex subunit 1 (gene EMC1). Gene Ontology annotation, cellular component: EMC complex. Gene Ontology annotation, biological process: protein folding in endoplasmic reticulum. The transcript has 24 exons. The coding region runs from base 40 to 3003 and encodes 987 amino acids. Gene Ontology annotation, molecular function: protein binding. NCBI's taxonomy places the organism in Eukaryota, Metazoa, Chordata, Aves, Psittaciformes, Psittacidae. The record is from RefSeq and is a predicted model, not a curated record.
CCGCGGCGUUAAGGACCCGUCGGCGCCGGGAGCGCUGCCAUGGCGGCGGGGCUGUGGGCGCUGCUGCUGCCGCUGGCGGCCGCCGUCUAUGAGGACCAAGUGGGCAAGUUCGACUGGAGGCAGCAGUACGUUGGGAAGCUCAAGUUCGCGUCUCUGGAGGCCUCGCAGGGUUCGAAGAAGCUCGUUGUAGCCACCGAGAAGAACGUCGUGGCUGCCCUGAACUCCAGGAGUGGUGAAAUCCUGUGGCGCCAUGUAGACAAGGGAACCUCUGAAGGAGCAGUGGAUGCGAUGCUGAUCCAUGCACAGGAUGCUAUCACUGUGUCCAAUGCUGGGCGUAUUCUGCGCUCCUGGGAGACCAACAUUGGAGGGUUGAACUGGGAGACAUCCCUGGACACUGGCAGUUUCCAGGUGGCUGGUUUGGUGGGGCUGCAGGACGUGGUGAAAUACGUGGCAGUCCUGAAGAAAGCAGCCAUCUCUCUGCACUACCUUUCCAACGGGCACCAGAAAUGGGUGGAACACUUGCCAGAAAGUGAGGGCACGCAGUACCAGCUGCUGUAUUCCCGUGGGACUGGAGUGAUCCACGUGCUUGGAAUUGUUCCCCAGAGCCACCUGAGCAUUUUAACCUUCAGUGUAGAAGAUGGAGAAAUUACAAAACAGAUCAGAGUAGCAGCCCCGUGGCUGAAGAGCCUGAACGGCGCGUGCAGCGUGGUGGGGGAGGCAGUGCUGGUGUGCAUGGACAUGGACACACGUUCACUCUACGUUUGCUCCUUGGAGACCGAGCAGGAGAUGAGGCAGAUCCCGCUGCAGUCACUUGACCUGGAGUUUGCUGAUGGCUUCCAGCCCAGGAUAUUGGCCACUCAACCCAGUGUAGUCAGUGCUUCACGGACUCAGUUCUUCCUGCAGCUGGCUCCGAGCCACUUCUCUCUGCUGCAGUACAAACACGGGCUGCUCAGCCACCUCCGGGACUUCCAGCAGGCAGCUCUGGUGAGCUUUGCAACAACUGGGGAGAAGACCGUGGCUGCUGUCCUGACCUGCAGGAGUGAGCUGAAGCCUGGAAGUUCUGAUGGCCUGCAUGCUGGACGUGCUCUGGAGGAUUCCCAGAAGCAGGACUCCUUAACCUGUUCCAAUCAAACCUACAAUAUUAAUCUCUACCUGGUUGAAACUGGACAAAGAUUGCUGGAUACCACAAUUACCUUUAACCUGGAGCCGAGUGGUGCCAAGCCACAGCAGCUAUACAUCCAAGUUUUCCUGAAGAAGGAUGACUCCGUGGGCUAUCGGGCCUUGGUGCAAACAGAAGACCACAUGCUAAUGUUCCUCCAGCAGCCGGGAAAAGUUGUGUGGAGCAGAGAGGAGUCCCUAGCAGAAGUGGUAAGCUUGGAGAUGGUGGAUCUACCUCUGACAGGCGCCCAGGCUGAGCUGGAGGGAGAAUUUGGGAAGAAAGCAGCCAUUCAAGAUGGCUUGCUGGGGAUGUUUCUGAAGAGGCUCUCCUCCCAGCUCAUCCUGCUGCAAGCCUGGACUGCUCAUCUUUGGAAGAUGUUCUAUGAUGCCAGGAAACCCCGGAGCCAGAUUAAAAAUGAGAUUAACAUUGACAAUUUGGCCAGAGAUGAAUUCAACCUCCAGAAGAUGAUGGUGAUGGUCACAGCUUCAGGAAAGCUUUUUGGUAUUGAAAGCAGUUCUGGCACCAUCCUGUGGAAGCAGUACCUCAGGAAUGUGCGACCGGGCUCCUCCUUUAAGCUGAUGGUCCAAAGAACAACAGCCCAUUUCCCACACCCUCCACAAUGCACCUUGCUUGUAAAGGACAAGGAAACCAAAAUGAGCUUUCUGUAUGUCUUCAACCCCAUCUUUGGGAAGAGAAGUCAAGUAGCUCCCCCUCUUUUGAAGCGUCCAAUUCUUCAGACUUUGCUUCUGCCUAUUAUGGAUCAAGAUUAUGCCAAAGUACUACUCUUGAUUGAUGAUGAGUACAAGGUUACAGCUUUCCCAGCGACUAAAAACGUCCUUCGGCAGCUGAGAGAAAUAGCUCAUUCUAUCUUUUUUUAUCUAGUUGAUGCUGAGCAGGGAAAACUCUCUGGAUUCAGGCUGAAAAAGGACCUGACAACAGAGGAGAGCUGGGAGGUGGUCAUACCCACCGAAGUGCAGAGGAUAGUGAGCGUGAAAGGGAAGAGGUCCAAUGAGCACGUGCACUCCCAGGGCCGGGUGAUGGGAGACCGCAGCGUUCUCUAUAAGUCUUUGAAUCCCAACCUGCUUGCUGUGGUGACAGAGAGCACAGAUACACAUCACGAGCGCACGUUCAUUGGCAUAUAUCUGAUUGAUGGAGUCACAGGCAGGAUCAUCCACUCCUCAGUGCAGAAGAAAGCAAAGGGACCCGUCCACAUGGUUCACUCGGAGAACUGGGUGGUGUACCAGUACUGGAACACAAAGGCGCGUCGGAACGAGUUCACUGUGCUGGAGCUGUACGAGGGGACAGAACAAUACAACGCCACAGCCUUCAGCUCCCUGGACCGCCCGAUUUUACCUCAGGUUCUCCAGCAAUCUUACAUCUUCCCAUCUGCCAUCAGUGCCAUGGAGGCCACCAUCACCGAGCGGGGCAUCACCAGCCGGCACUUGCUCAUUGGGCUUCCCUCCGGGGCCAUCCUCUCCCUUCCCAAGGCUCUGCUGGAUCCUCGUCGCCCAGAGAUCCCUACGGAACAAAGCAGAGAAGAGAACCUGAUUCCAUACUCCCCUGAUGUGCAGAUCCAUGCUGAGAGGUUUAUCAACUACAAUCAAACCAUAUCCCGGAUGAGAGGGAUUUAUACAGCCCCCUCUGGCCUAGAGUCUACUUGUCUGGUUGUUGCAUAUGGCCUGGACAUCUACCAGACCCGAGUGUACCCAUCGAAGCAGUUUGAUGUCCUGAAGGAUGACUACGACUACGUGCUCAUAAGCAGCGUCCUCUUUGGGCUGGUUUUUGCUACCAUGAUCACGAAGAGACUGGCCCAGGUGAAGCUGCUGAACAGGGCCUGGCGCUAAGGCUGCGGGCCCAGGGAGGACUGUGGCUGGAGAAGACAUCUGAGGUGUGGACUGGCUGAAGAUCUGCCACGCCAUGAUGGGGUUCAGUUCAACGUUCCAGCUUGUUUGAUGGGUGCAAACACCUAUACACAUUUUUGCUGGAAGAUAUUUGGGAGGAAAAGGUGCUAGUGCAACAACACAACAUGCUGCCUACCUGUCUCCCAGCGAGAAAAAAUGGAAGAGAAAUGGAAAAAGAGACAUUAUUACACAGUAAAUCUCCGCAACGUCCAGUAAUGCCCUAAAAUCUGCCAUGACAUCAUCUCCCUGAUGUUAGUGAAAAUAAUACUAAGGAUACUCCUGAUCCUCACCUCUACCUCAGCAAGAGGAGGACACAGGGGUGUUGGGUGCUGCGUGUGCUUGGUACCACUUGAGCUGCUGUGUGCAAGGCCUGAGAAGUGGAGGAGACGUUGGGAAGAAGGUUAGAAGUGGGGUGGAUGCUGUUGGGAAAUCGCCCCAUGGGGUCACUCCCACAGGGCUGUGGGAGGAAUUUGAAUGUAAAAUCUCUCCAUGUUCUUUAUUUAUUAUGAUGUUGGGUUUAAUUUUGCUGUAUUUGGUGUACAACACUGGGGUAAGGUCUCAUCAUGGGUGGGGAGUGAAGAACCUCGCAGUGUUCCCCCCAGUAAUGGCCUUUGGCUCUUUGUAUGUAGAUUUAGAAUCACAGAAUCAACUCUGUUGGAAAAGACCUUUUAAGCUCAUCAAGUCCAACCAUUCCCAGCACUGCCAAGGCCACCACUAACCCGUGGCACUGAGGCCUCGGCUACACGGGGUGUGAACACUUGCAGGGACGGUGACUCCAGCCCUGCCCUGGGCAGCCUGUUCCAAUGCCUGAGCACCCUCUGGGGAAGGAAUUGUUCCUCAGCUCCAUCUAAACCUCCCCUGGUGCAGCUUGAGGCCGUUUCCUCUUGUCCUGUCCCUUGUUCCUUGGGAGCAGAGACCAGCCCCCUCCUGGCUCCAUCCUCCUGUCAGGCAGUUGCAGAGAGCGAGAAGGUCCCCCCUGAGCCUUCUCUUCUCCAGACUAAACCCCCCAGGUCCCUCAGCCGUUCCUCAUCACACUUGUGCUCCAGGCCCUGCACCAGCUCUGGUGCCCUUCUCUGGCCCCGCUCCAGCACCUCAAUGUCUCUCUUGUAGUGAGGGGCCCAGAACUGACACAGGAUUCGAGGUGCAGCCUCACAGUGCCCAGUGCAUGGGGACAGUCACUGCCCUGGCCCUGCUGCCACACUGGUGCUGAUACAGGCCAGGAUGCUGGUGGCUUCUCAGCUGCCUGGGCACAAGCUGCUCAUGUUCAGCUCCAUCAACCCAGCUCUUUUCCCAUGAGCAGUUUCCAGCCGCUCUUCCCCAAGCCUGGAGCAUUCCAUGGGGUUGUUGUGGCCCAAGUGCAGGACCUGGUACUUUGCCUUGUUGAACCUCGUCCCAUUGGCCACAGCCUCUUGCUCCAGCCUGUCCAGAUCCCUCUGCAGAGCCUCCCUGUCCUCCCGCAGAUCAACACUCCCACCUGACUCGGUGUCAUCUACACGACAGCAUUGCCGUAACUCAUUCUUUUCAGUGAGUUGUGCUCCCAGGAGAGGCCGUGUCCUGUCAUGUACCUGCCACGUGUGCAGAGAGCCCCAAUAAAGCCGUGUCAAAGAA